Molecule: messenger RNA, 2280 nt
Organism: Symbiodinium sp. CCMP2456
Lineage: Eukaryota; Dinophyceae; Suessiales; Symbiodiniaceae
Source: the annotation of a GenBank genome assembly
AUGGCAAGCGACGAGGACUUGGAAACCCAAGCGCAGGCGAUGGCCGAAAAAACCCUGCCAAGUAGCCUUCCAGCUGCUGCUCGCGCAGCGAAGCAGCCGACUCUAACCCAAAAGAUUUUGGAAAGACUCAAAAAGCAGCGUGACGAGCAGAGCAUGCAGAGCAAAGAGAAAGCGACAACAGUUGCAACGAGUCCUAUCGCUGCAGCUGCGCCAGUGCCGCCACCACCUCCACCGUGCAAGCCAGAGAUCCUUCGCAUGGAGGGGGUUGAGCUGUUUGGCGACGAGCUGUGGUUUGACGAUGGGGGCACCAGGAGACGAUUGCGGGAGUCAGUCGUCGAAGCUCACCGGGAAGAGAAAAUCUUGGUCGGCCCAGCAGCUGACGAGGUCGAGCGGAUUUGCCCUUCUAGCGGCCGAGUACUAGGUGCAGGAGCCGUGCUGCGGCUGGGUGGUGCGCACCAAGGUGGCUACGGAGAGCAGGAUGUGGCUUAUGCAUAUCGGCAGCUGGCGCGAGCCCUGCAUCCGGACAAGAACCCCAACAUCCCGACAGCGGGGGCUGCCUUCAAACGCUUGUCCGAGGCCGCGGAUGAGCUCCGGCAAGGUUUGACGGAGCAGCGAGAGGUGUUGAAAACACUUGUGGCUUUCGCAGGACGCCAGACGACGACAGAGAUGUUGGAGAGACCGCAGGAAGCCAUUUUUGCAGAAGCCUGCCGGGUGCUCCAUACCGUCAGCACCACUGCCGGUGAAGGCCACAUCGACAGGCCUGCUUUGAACCGUGCAGCCGCAGUCAAUUCUCAAAAGGCAUUACUCUUGGCUUCCGAAUGGUUCCAAAAGUCGCAAUUGCUUGAAAUCUUCGGGACAACGUCCGUAAGGACCGCGUAUGACUGUGCUCCCAAGCGAUAUCGUGCGCAAUUCCUUUGCCUUAUAAACCGCCUUCUUAUCGUUGAGGCCAGGCAGUUCGGAGAUGGUCAUAUCCGGGCAGGAUGGAAUUCCAUCAUGCAGAAUUUUCCAGAACUUGGACUUUGGCGUGAGUUUAGAGAUUCUCUGUCCGUGCACGUCUGGGACAUUAGCAAAGAUCCGGCAGAGGCAUUUGAAAGAGUCUAUGCUGACGAGGACGAAGAGAAGGAUGCCGCCAAGGAGCCAGCGCUGGACAGCCGGACAAAAGCACAACGGCUCCUGGAGUUCUAUUGGCAAACCUGUUCCGGGCCUACUUUUCAAACAGCACACGACAAGCUUAGGCACCGUGGGAAGAUGACCUUGCAUCUUGGGAUCAUGCAGCUCAUGGAGGAAGCUACACAGGAGGUUGUCACGAAAUUGAGCUUGAAAGAAGGCAAGGAGUGGAAGUUCAAACAAACGGUGGAGCUAGUCAAAGAACAUGCAGAUGAUGAUGACAUCCGACAGAAAGCCUUGGAGCUGGAACGCAUGGUGGAUUAUCCUGCAGGAAAGCUGUUCGGUAUUCGUGAUGAGCGGCGUGCCGGGAGGAGUGAGCGACCUAGUCGUAGCCGCAGUCGGCGUCGUCGGAGCCGCAGCGCAAGUCAUGCAAGUCGAAGACGGCGGCGGCGGCGAAGCAGCAGCCGCCGGAGCAGCCGCAGCCGCCGCCGUGAUCGACGUGACCGUCGCGGCGAGGGCCGAGAGGGAAGGCCCAGAGACGCGAAGCCUGAGAAGGACGUGAGAGGCGAAGCGCCCGACGCCGACAGCUCCAAGCCCUCAGAUGUGAAGCGCGGAGUAGUGCGCAUGCGCAGCAAGUGGGACGUUGCGGAAGGGGGCAGCAUACGCGUGCCUGGGCGAACGGCCGAUGGAAGGCCUACAUAUCGUCGGCAAUGGGAUGCAAAAGAUGGUGACGCAGCACGGGCCUGCGCCGCCUGGGCCAGACCUUGGCGCUUGGCCAUAGCUGCCUUGCUUCCUAGUGGGUUCGAUGCUGCCCUGCCCUUGACACAUCCCGACAUUCGCAAAUUAACUGCCGUCCUUUGGAAGCACAUUCUCAAGUGGGAAGGAAGUGAGAGCAGAUGUCUUGGACUGUUCAAAGCAGAUGCUCAGACGCCGCAGACAUUUGGCUGGGCUGGCAGGUCCAAGUCUACCCGCGGACUUGAUCCGGGCUUGGCGCCCUGUGAAUGGGCUUUUGUUCCAAUGUCAGACCUCCUGCUGGUUGUCGGGGAGGGCAUUGUCGGCAUUACUUCGGAAGGUAUCUUUAGUGCUCAUUUUCCCGGGCACCAGCGUUUCACUCUGGACGAAUAUCUGCAGCAAGAAGAGGUCCCAGGUUUGUCGCCAUCUGCGACUACGUAG